Messenger RNA from Drosophila elegans, 287 nucleotides. RefSeq lists its product as uncharacterized. Lineage: Eukaryota; Metazoa; Arthropoda; Insecta; Diptera; Drosophilidae. Bases 48 to 233 code for a protein of 61 amino acids. The transcript is spliced from 2 exons. The record is from RefSeq and is a predicted model, not a curated record.
CAUCUACAAAGUGAAGACAAAAAAAUAAGUAAGAGCCCAAAACCACCAUGAACUUCUCCUGGCUCACCAUCUUCAUCCUGGCCAUCAUCGCCAUGACUGUUUCGGCCAAGAACUGCCCAGCUCCGUUCAAGAAGGAAGGCAGGGACUGCACCGCAAAGCGCACCAUUCGCGGAGAAUGCCCACCUGGAUCCCAAUACAGACCCAAUGUUAACCUGUGUGUUUACAACCACUAAACGAAAUCAAAAUAAAACCAACUCAGACAAAGUGAUUUGAUACAUAUACAACUA